UGCUAUUAACAAUAAGUUCAGGUUAAAGUUAGAAUUAAGGAUUUUGUAAUCUUGAAAAGAGCAGUGAAGACAUCAUGUUACUUAACCUAAUUUGUUCUGAGAUAGAUCGGUGUAAAUAAUACUUUAUUAAAUAUUUAUUCCAUACCAAUUUGAUACGCGUACUACAUUGACAGUGUAAAAGGGGUCUAUGACAAGCUUCCAAUGUAUUCCCGACUCUUGUUGAAUUUUUGCGAACGAUUUUUAUAUCGUACUUCAAACAGUGUUAGAUCACCGAACAUUAAAACAAUAAGUCAUGUUGCGAAUAAAAGUGAGGAAAAGCGAAAAGAGGAAUUUACCUCCACGAGAUUUCCUGAUUAUGAAGUUAUUUAUGUAUUUCCUUUUAUCAAACAAGCUUGUGGUAUAAAUGUUGUAAAAUACCGAUUUACUAUAUUCACUGGAGUAGUCGCACCAAUAAUUGUUGGACUUCACUUGGCCAACUUCUUACCCUUUGACAUAACUACUGUGUCAUUAACAACUGGAAUUAUAACAACACUAUGGUUGCAUUCUGUUGGAAUUUUAUGCAAUAAUCUCAUAGGAUAUGUAUACUUGAAAUUGGAUGAAGAAAAAGUGAUAUUAUCUUAUAUAGAUUAUUGGGGAAAGAGAAUAGACUUGAAAGUUUCUUGUAAUGAAAUUUACCCCAUGUCAGAUAAUCCGAUCAGUAUUACUGAUCCUUUAUACAGAAAAAUAACGCUGACUUCUCAAAAGGAGAUCUUAAAAAUAAAUAUGAAGCUAGGACAAAUAAUUGAUGUUGACAAAUUUAGAUGUAUUCUGGGAAUGGUUUAA
This is a messenger RNA of Cyphomyrmex costatus, 822 nucleotides long. RefSeq names its product transmembrane protein 186. The record is from RefSeq and is a predicted model, not a curated record. NCBI's taxonomy places the organism in Eukaryota, Metazoa, Arthropoda, Insecta, Hymenoptera, Formicidae. The transcript is spliced from 2 exons. The coding region runs from base 202 to 822 and encodes 206 amino acids. Gene Ontology annotation, cellular component: mitochondrion.